Panicum hallii is the source of this 1899-nucleotide messenger RNA. Its product is annotated as protein RRNAD1. Lineage: Eukaryota; Viridiplantae; Streptophyta; Magnoliopsida; Poales; Poaceae. The coding region runs from base 20 to 1672 and encodes 550 amino acids. The transcript has 11 exons. The record is from RefSeq and is a predicted model, not a curated record.
CCUCUCUCCUCCCCGCGCAAUGGCGGCGACUCCGGCGAGGGGCGGCGGCGGCGCGUACUCCUGCGAGACGGCGGCGCGGACCCGCGAGUGGAUGGAGGCCCUCGCCGCCUUCCUCGGCCGCCACCGCCCGCUGCUUGAGGCCCACGUCGUCAACUUCUUCAAGGACAGGAUGUGGGAGCUGGUGGACGCCGAGUGGAUGGACUGCCUCCGGCGGGAGCCCGUGGAGAGCUUGCUCAAGCUGCCAUCUGGAUGCGUCCAGGAGCACUGGCCCACUACGCUGCGAGAGUUUGUGCUUACUGCUAGGUCGCUUGUUAUUCCACGGGAGCAGAAGGCUCCGCAGUCGCUUGCACCUGAUAUUCAUGUAGCUCCAGUUGGCACUGUUCUCGCUCAAGGCAUGAACUCAAAGAAGAAGCACGAAAUUGAAAAUCUAGCUGCGGUGGUUCAUGCGAUUGCUAAGAGUUGUGGUGCGAAGACAGUGGUUGAUGUAGGUUCUGGCCAGGGCUAUCUUGCACAAGCUUUAUCUUUUGAGUACCAACUCCCUGUUGUAGCAAUAGAUGCUUCGUCACAUCAUGCAUCAGUUACAGUUGCUCGUGCAGAGAGAAUAAAGAAGCACUAUGCUGCUAAAUGUGUGGAGAAGCAAUUUCUCAAAGUACCUAGGACUGUCACCUGUCAUGUUCUUUCUAGUGACACAUUGGCAGCUGUCACGUUGGAUGCAUGUAAGGAUGACCAUGGUGAACAUUUAAGAGAAACUAAGGCCUGUACUGAGAAAAGCCCUCAAAUCCAGGAACCAACUCAGAGCAGCCCACCAUUAAUCCUUGCUGGUCUUCAUGCUUGUGGUGAUCUUUCUGUUAACAUGCUAAGAGUUUUUGUGUCCUGCGAACAAGUAAAAGCAUUGGUAAGCGUUGGCUGCUGUUACAACUUGCUUUCUGAGGAUUCUUAUGAGGGCACGAACACCUGUCCUGGUUUUCCUAUGAGCAAAGCUGCCAAACUAUCUGAACUAGUGCUUGGGAAAAGCAUCCGUGAUCUUGCUUGUCAGAGUGCAGAGAGAUGGAGAAGUCUCACCAUGGACAUUGCGCUGCAAAAUUUUGAUGUACAUGCCUUCCGAGCUGCAUUUCAAAUGGUACUUGAGAAAUAUUUUCCAGAAGUGUCAAGGUUGAGUCCAUCAAUUGGAAGGCAAGGAAAAGCUCUUCGGCGUCAGAGGCUUCGGAAAGUUGUGGAAUCACAAAUGGCUACAGAGAAAAUUGAUGAUUUCUCCUGUUCAACUUUAAAGGAACAAAACACAAACACAGAUGAUGUUGAUUCAGUCAUAUAUGGAGUUGACACAGGACCAGAUGACAUCCAUCAUGAUGAAUGUCGAAAGUUUUCCCUUUUCAAAGAUUUUACACUAUCAGGAUUAGGUCGCCUUGGCUGUGGUUCAGUGGAAGACACGAGUCUGCUUGAAAUAUGGAAGGAUGUGCAACCCUUCUCUGAAUAUAUAGGUCCCUUUUGGUGCCUUCGGGCUGCUUUAGGUCCACUGGUUGAAACAUAUAUUUUACUUGAUCGGUUAUUAUUUCUUCAAGAGCAAAGCAACCUAGUCGAAGCAUUGUUGUUUCCUCUAUUUGAUCCUACUAUGUCUCCAAGGAACAUGGCCAUAAUUGCUUGGAAGUUAUCUGCAAAUUCUUCAGAAGCAUGAGAUGGUAAAUCUUCUGAUGCCGGAAUAUGUAGGUUGAUGAGAUGUUGUGUUGGUACAAAAGUAUAACAGACAGAUUCUUGUGGCAGAACUUGUUCGUUCAUUAUAUAUUUAGAUACAAUAUUGUAUUUGUUGUCUUGGCGUAUAAAACAAACACUGAAGAUAGUCUUAGCUUUGAAAUUAUGAUAGCAAUGGAUUAUGAGACUGUCUAUAUAUACUCGAGUUGCUUC